UGGAGGGGAGGACUCGGGAGCGCGACCAGCCGAGGGAUCGAUCGGAUUAAACUCGAUUUGAGUGAAAUUAACACAAAGGAGAGAAGAGCAACGCACAGUAGUCGGCGAGGUCGCGGAUGCGAGAUACGCCGGAGAAAUAAUUCAUGAAAAGCACGAAACUUGAACUUUUUUCCCUCUGUUUAUUUAUAUUUCAAACUGAAAAGGACCACCGUGGAUUUUUUUCAAGCAAGCGGAGAUACUAACCCUACUAACGAGGAGUUGAUUUGAUAAAGAGCCCGAAGUGACCGAGCUUGUUGGAAACCUUCAUGAGGACCAUGGUGGAAAGCUUCAAAUUAGCAGCUAUCUGAUUAGCUUCUCACUGCACAACAAAUCUCCCUCCAUCCAGUCCCCGCCAUCUGUGGGGCCUCCAUCCAGCCAUGGCGGACCCUGGGAUGUUGAGCUUAUUCGGGGACGACCCAGGGCUGUUCUCAGAUGGGUUAGAUGGUUUAGGAGACUGCUUUCCUCAGCAGUCGGUCCCAGGCCAGUCUGCUCCUCUUGCCCAGCAGACAAAUUCCGCUCUGAACCAUGAACACCAGGGAAGCAGGGGAUACCACCAGGGGAUGAUGCAUGGGAGUGGGCCUACCCCAGCACAGCCUAAAUUGGGGCAAAUGUACGACCAUGGCCCGUAUACAGGCUAUGAUCAAGCCGGCACCCCUGGAGGACGAAUGAUGGCUCAGAAUGGCCCCAGCCAGGGUCCCCCAAAUGUGAACACAGCUAUGAAUGGCAUGACCUCCCACUACCACAGUAACCCAGCUAACGCUAGCAACCCUCACCAUGGGUACCAGGGUGAUACUGGAGGAGGAGGUGGGGGAGUUUGGGGCCAGCAGCAGCAGACCAGACCAGCUUAUCCACAGGCUCCAGCACAACCAGGGGCUACUCCCAACCAGAUGGGAAGCUACCAAAUGUCUCAAGGCAAUUAUGGUGGGAUUCAAGGUCCACCCACAUCUAAUGCAGCCCGCAUGAAUCAACACUACCCUCCACAGAGCAUGGCACCCCCUCCUGCUCAGGACACAUCUCACUACUUGGGACAUAACCAGAUGAGACACCCUCAGCCUCAGGCACAAUCCCAAGGCUAUCCCAAUAUGGGACACACAUCCCGAUAUCCACACUCCCCAUCCAGACAGCCGCAGCACCCCCACCACCAACAAGGCAUGGGAGGGUUUGGGGGUACUCAGUACUCUGGCUAUCAGCCCCAGUAUGGUGCCAUAGGACCUGGGAUGGGCCAGGCUCCUAAUACUAAUGUCAGUGCUAAUGCCAGCCAGCCCAUGGGAUCAGGGCAGCUUGGCCAGAGGUUUAACCAGGGAACAGGCCCGGCAGCAGGGCAGCAGGGACAACGAUACCCCCCUGGACCGCCACACCAAGCCCAUCAGACUCAUUCUGCCCCGAUGCAGCAGCAGCAGCAGCAGGCAGGGCAGCAGAGCCAGCCUAUGCACCCCCUAAACCACCCGCAAAAUAUGCCCCAACCCCAAAACCAAGCCCAGUCCCAUCUUGCCCCCCCAGCUCAGGGAACUUACUCCUCUCCUUCAUCCAUGUCCCCAAUGCGGGUUUUGGGAGCCCCGACCCCUCCUCCCGCCCAACAGGGCAGACCUCCUAGCACAGGGCUAGCUGGGCCCCCAGAGGUUGCAGGAUACACAGCAAUGCAUUCUCCACCCAGUGCUAUGGCCCAUCCACAGAGGACUCCACAAACCCCGCUGUCUGCCCCACACCCCCAACACCAGCAACCCCAUAGCAUGGCCCCCAGUGCGGGGCAGAUGUAUCCUGGUAUGGGGCCACAGCGUGGCGCACAAAUGGGACCAAACAGGCCUCAGCUCCAGCAGCAGCAGGGGCACGAAGCCCCCGCAAGCCAGGGCGGAGACCAGCGUCUACUCCAGACCCAGCAGCAGGCCUCUCGAAGUGGGCAGCAUAUGCAGCCGGCACCCAUGAGUUUUCAGGGACCGCCUGUUGGUCAACAUGGAAUCCCGGCUCCAAACCAGGGCCUUGGGCCACCCACUCAGAGCCCUCAGACGCAGCACACACACCUGCCCUCACACCCUCAUCACUUGCAGAGCACGCCCCCUCCCCCCAACCAGGCCUCCCACCCGUGGGCACCUCCACCUUCUGCCUCCCACCCACUCUCCUCACCCCCUCUUACCCCACAGAAAGUGCCUCACAUACAGCAUUCCCCCACGGACCCGUCAGGUGAUGUUUUGAUGGCGGUUCCUGACAGGCCAACAGUUGGUGCCGGUGCCCCCGGUCAGCCUAUCAGCACAGAGAAGCCCAACGACCAGGAGACCAAGCCAAAAAAGAAGAAGAAGAAGAAGAAGGCAAAAGUAGUGGAUGGAGAGGAAGAAGGUACAGGGAAGAAAGCGGGAGGAGGAGGAGAGGAAGACGUAAAGUCUGAAUUUCCAGGAACAGGAAGUGAUGGUGGUGAACACAUUACUGGCACAGAACUUGUAGAGGGAAGUUCACCACCGGUGGAAGAGAAGAAAAAGCGGAAAAAGAAACCAAAGGAGAAGACUGAGGGCAAGGAGCCCAAAGAGCCCAAGACCCCGAAGACGCCCAAAACACCCAAGACCCCCAAAGAGCCCAAGGAGAAGAAGGCCAAGAGCUCCACACCCAAGCCCAAGACUCCCAAGAAAACCAGUAAAAAAGUGGAGUCAGAGGGUGGGGCCAGUGCUGCUAAGAAGGAUUCAAAGAGAAAGAGAGAGUUCUCGGUCAACGAUGAUGCUGAGGUGAAGUCUCCACCUCUGUCUCCACCUGAGGAAGAGGAUGAUGAUGGCGUACAGGAUGUGGCUGAAGCUGAAGGACCAGUUGUAGAGAAGAUCAUGGGCCUGCGCACCUCCAAAAAACAACGGGAGUCGGGGGAGGAAGUGGAGGUGGAGGAGUUCUACGUCAAGUUCAAGGGCUUUUCAUACCUCCACUGUCGCUGGGCUGACCUGGAGGAACUAGAAAAGGACAAGAGGAUACACCAGAAGGUCAAGAGGUUUAAGGCCAAGCAACAACUCAACACCUUUAUAACUGAGAUGGAUGAUGAGCCUUUUAACCCUGACUAUGUGGAGGUGGACCGUGUCCUGGACGUUUCAGAGAGCACAGAUGAAAAUGGAGAGACGGUGACCUUAUAUCUGGUGAAGUGGUGCAGUCUGCCUUACGAAGACUCCACCUGGGAGCUGAAGGCCGACAUCGACCAGUCCAAGAUAGACGAAUUUGAGCGCAUCGGAGCACGCACGCCCAACACUAAGAGAGUGGAUCGGCCUCCUGCAGCUGACUGGAAAAAGCUGGAGGGCUCCAGGGAAUAUAGGAACGGCAACGCACUCAGGGAAUACCAGCUAGAAGGCCUCAACUGGCUAACUUUCAACUGGUACAACUCACGUAACUGUAUCUUGGCUGAUGAGAUGGGUCUGGGGAAGACCAUCCAGUCAAUUACAUUCCUCUAUGAGAUUUACAUGAAGAGCAUUGAAGGGCCGUUUCUGGUCAUCGCUCCGCUCUCCACCAUUCCCAACUGGGAGAGAGAGUUCAGAACCUGGACUGAGCUCAACGUGGUGGUCUACCAUGGCAGUCAGGCCAGCCGGAAGACCAUCCAGGCCUAUGAGAUGUACUACAGAGAUGCACAGGGUAAAAUAAUAAAGGGAGUGUAUCGGUUCCAUGCGGUGAUAACAACUUUCGAGAUGAUUCUGGCUGACUGUCCAGAGCUGCGCAGCAUCCCGUGGCGCUGUGUGGUGAUAGAUGAAGCCCACCGUCUCAAAAACCGAAAUUGCAAACUACUGGAGGGACUCAAAAUGAUGGACAUGGAGCACAAAGUUCUGUUGACAGGAACUCCUCUCCAGAAUACCGUGGAGGAGCUCUUCAGCUUACUGAACUUUCUGGAGCCGGAGAGAUUCCCAUCUGAACAAACGUUCAUGACUGAAUUUGGAGACCUUAAGACUGAAGAACAGGUUCAAAAACUGCAGGGCAUUCUGAAGCCCAUGAUGCUCAGAAGACUGAAGGAGGAUGUGGAAAAGAACCUGGCCCCGAAGGAGGAGACCAUAAUUGAGGUGGAGCUUACCAACAUCCAGAAGAAAUACUAUCGGGCCAUUCUGGAGAAGAACUUCUCUUUCCUGUCCAAAGGAGGGGCUGGAGGGGCUGGAGGCGGAGGAGCCAGUGUCCCCAACCUCCUCAACACCAUGAUGGAAUUGAGGAAAUGCUGCAACCACCCUUACCUCAUUAAUGGAGCGGAAGAAAAAAUCAUUGAGGAGUUCAGGGACUCCCAUAGUUGUGGGGCAGAUAUGCCAGACAUGGCCCUCCAAGCCAUGAUUCAGGCUGCCGGAAAGCUGGUGCUCAUUGACAAGCUGCUUCCCAAACUCAAAGCUGGCGGUCACCGAGUCCUGGUGUUCAGUCAGAUGGUCCGGUGUCUGGACAUCCUGGAGGACUACCUCAUCCAGAAACGAUAUCCAUAUGAACGUAUAGAUGGUAGAGUUCGUGGUAACCUGCGGCAGGCAGCCAUCGACCGCUUCUCUAGACCAGACUCGGAUCGUUUUGUCUUCCUGCUGUGCACGAGAGCUGGAGGACUCGGCAUCAACUUGACUGCAGCAGAUACCUGCAUUAUCUUUGACUCUGACUGGAAUCCCCAGAAUGACCUCCAGGCCCAGGCAAGGUGUCAUCGUAUCGGCCAGUCCAAGUCUGUCAAGAUCUACCGCCUAAUCACCAGGAACAGCUAUGAGAGGGAGAUGUUUGACAAGGCCAGCCUGAAGCUGGGACUUGACAAGGCUGUUCUCCAGAGCAUGAGUGGACGAGAGAAUGCCAACAGCGGGGUCCAGCAGAUGUCAAAGAAAGAAAUCGAGGACCUGCUGAGAAAGGGAGCGUACGGAGCUCUUAUGGACGAGGAAGACGAAGGCUCAAAAUUCUGCGAGGAAGACAUUGACCAGAUCCUCCAGAGACGAACGCACACCAUCACCAUUGAGUCCGAGGGCAAGGGCUCCACUUUUGCUAAGGCUAGUUUUGUUGCGACAGGCAACCGAACAGACAUUUCCCUGGAGGAUCCAGACUUCUGGCAGAAAUGGGCAAAGAAGGCUGAGCUAGACCUGGAUGCCAUCAAUGGACGGAACACGCUGGUUAUCGACACACCCAGAGUGAGGAAGCAGACACGGCACUUCAGCAGCGUCAAAGAGGAAGAGAUGCUGGAGUUCUCAGAGUUGGAGAGCGAUGAAGAUGAGCCCAGCAAACCCUCAUCCAAACCACGGCGGCCCCAAGACAAAACGCAGGGCUACCCUCGAUCGGAGUGCUUCAGAGUGGAGAAGAACCUGCUGGUCUAUGGUUGGGGUAGAUGGAGCGACAUUCUGGCUCACGGCCGCUUCAAGCGCCCGCUGAAGGAGAGCGAUGUGGAAACGAUCUGCAGAGCCCUCCUGGCCUACUGUCUGUUACAUUACCGUGGAGAUGAAAACAUCAAAAGUUUCAUCUGGGACCUGAUCACUCCGAGCGAAGAUGGGACCACAAGGACGCUUACCAACCACUCUGGUCUCUCGACCCCUGUGCCCAGAGGCAGGAAGGGCAAAAAGGGGAAGCCCCAGGCCCCACCUCCACAGACACCGCGUGCUGAUUGGCUGGCUAGCUGUAAUCCUGACCACUUACUGCAAGAGGAUAGCUACAAGAGACACCUGAAGCAUCAUUGUAACAAGGUCCUGCUGAGAGUGAGAAUGCUGUAUUAUCUGCGACAGGAAGUCAUAGGUGACCAGGCUGAGCGCAUCCUGGAAGGUGCAGACUCCAGUGUUUUGGACAUCUGGAUCCCCCAACCGUUUCAUGCUGAGGUGCCGGCUGACUGGUGGGACAGUGAAGCUGACAAAUCCCUGCUCAUCGGCGUCUUCAAACACGGCUAUGAGAAGUACAACUCAAUGCGUGCUGACCCCGCCCUGUGUUUCUUGGAGCGAGUGGGCAUGCCAGACGCCAAAGCCAUUGCUGCUGAGCAGAGGGGCUCUGACAUGAUGGCAGAUGGUGCUGAGGGUGAGGAUGAGGAUCCCGAAUACAAGCCGCUGCGGAUGCCCUUUAAAGACGACAUGGAUGACUUCACCAACUCUCCACUUGAUGACAAAGAUGAGGGUGUAGAGGGAGAGAAUGAAGCAAAAUCAGAUGAAAACAGUCAGAGGGCUCCUGCUUCCAACGAGCGCCUCUACUGGCCAGCAGCCUCAGCUCUGACAGCUCGUCUGCGCCGCCUCAUCACCGCCUACCAGCGCUCCAACCGGAGAGAGCAGCUUCGCCAGGAGGCACUCAACCGACCUGAUGGCCGGCGACGAAGACGCAGGGAGUUCCUGCCUUCAGUUGGUAUGGUUACUGAAACGGGAGGAGCAGCACCUUACAUCCAAGAUGGCGCAGGGAUGUUCAUGGCAGAAGGAAGCCCAUAUUUGGCUAAAGGAAGCGCUUAUUUUGUCAAAGGUGGACAGUUUAUGCCAGAGGCAUCUCCAGUGUUGAACGCCAGCUCCCUGGUGUCUGAGGGAGCAAUGUACUACAAGGAAAGAAGACAGAGAUGGACGCGUCGUGAAGAGGCCGACUUCUAUCGCGUUGUUUCAACCUUUGGAGUCGUUUUUGAUACCAAACGUCAGAAAUUUGAUUGGACGCAGUUCAGAGCCUUUGCUCGACUGGACAAGAAAACCGACGAGAGUUUGGAGAAGUACUACUAUUCAUUCAUCGCCAUGUGUAAACGGGUCUGCAGAAUGCAAAUCAAGACUGAAACCGAACUUCCAGACCCGACUCUGAUCAUUGACCCCAUAACAGAGGAGCGUGCCUCUCGGACCCUCUACCGCAUCGAGCUUCUCCGCCGCAUCCGAGAGCAGGUCCUCCCUCACCCUCUGCUUUCUGAACGCCUCAAGCUCUGUCAGCCUUCCCCAGACCUUCCAGAGUGGUGGGAGUGUGGCCGCCACGACCGGGACCUCCUCCUGGGUGCUUCGAAGCAUGGUGUGAGCCGCACAGAUUAUCACAUCUUGAACGACCCAACCUUGGCCUUCCUGGAGUCCCACCAACGCUUUACCAGCCAGCGAGGAGCCAGCGUUAGCAUAGGAGCCUCAUUAGAGAUCACCAAAGCUGGGAUGGGAGGGACAGAAAGUACCUCUGCUCCGCUCCUAACCCCUGCAGAACUGGCAAGUGCCACAGCUGCUGCCAAAAUCGCUGUCAAUGCAACAAAAGAGGAGGAGGUGGAAGAGAAGGCUGUAAAGAUGGAGGACGAGAAAGCAGAAAUGGUGGUCAAAAUGGAGGAAGGAGAUGCCAACAACAUUCCGUGUGCUAAAACUGAAACUCCCGAUGAACAGAAGGAACACGAGGGAGAGAUCAGAGAAGAUAAAGAUGAGACCGCUGCAUCACAAAGUAAGGAGAUCAAGAAAGAAGAGGAGGUGCAGCCACAGGCAGAAAACGAAGAGCAAGAAGUGCACAAAGAAGAGCAAAGUGGUGAAGAAGAGAAGCUAACCAAUGACCAGGACAAAGACCUGACAGAAGAGAAAAACGGCACACUCGGUGACCAGAAGGACACACUCGCUGAACUCCAACACUCCUCUCCUAAAGCGCAACCAGCUCAAAAGACUGCAGAGGAGGAAGAUGGAGAAGAAAAGGAGAACCCAGAGUCUCCUAAAUCUCCAAAGUCUGCUGACACAGAGAAAAGCCCAGAGGAGGAAGAGGAGGAGAGGCUAGAUGAAGAUGACAAAUCAGAGAAGUCUUCUCAGGCUGAAGUGAGUGCUGCGUCAGAGCAGAAGAACUUUGACGAGGAGAGCAUCGCAUCUCUGAGCACCUCGGCCCGGGAUGAAACCAGAGACGGCUUCUGCCCCGACGACCUGCCUGAAACCUCUGCAUUGCAGGCUUUACAGGACCGAGCCUUUGGCUUCUCAUUCUGGCCUAAGGAUCGAGUGAUGAUCAACAGGAUGGAUAACAUCUGCGAGGCCGUCCUGAAGGGCAAGUGGCCUGUCAACAGACGCCACGUAUUCGACUUCCCUGGCAACCUCCUGCCAGGGCACGGCUCCUCAGCAACAACAGCGGCUGCAGCCAUGGCGACCGAGAGCCCGCUCCAGAGGCGGAGCCUGGCUGAGCUGACAAUGGCCGGCAUCCAUACGCCAUUUAGUGGGAGUGAAGAUAAAACACUAUCACCUCAGGUUCAUGAGGAGACUCUGAGCCUGACGGUGCCUCGACAGAGGAGGAGGAGGAGGAAAAAGAUUGAGAUUGAGGCAGAGAGGGCAGCCAAGAGACGUAACCUGAUGGAAAUGGUGGCACAGCUGAGAGAGAGCCAUGCUGCUGCCGAGUCCCAGAGCCAGGCUAUAGACCUCACCAAGGGUAUGCCCCAUCACCACAAGGCCUCUCCCUCACUGACCAGCUUCUCCAGUGCCCUGGUGACAAACCCCUCCCUCAAGGCGCAGAUGGAUUUGCUUCAGCAAGGCCCAGCGACUGGACACCGAGCUAACGGUUCACUGGAGGCUGACCUGCCUGUCAUUAGGAGGAGGCGUGGCCGCAGGAAAAAUGUGGAGGGUUUGGAGCUGCUGUUCAUGGGCAACAGACGAACAGAAGGGGAUCAUGCAGACGGGCCAAAGGUCUCAGGUGUGGAGGGGCUUCAGGAUGCUUCACGUGUCCACAAACCCCGCAAUGUCUCUGAGCAGAGCCCCAGUGCAAGAUCUCUCGCCUCAGGCAAUCUGGAGGAAGAAGAGACGGCGGUUUCCAACAAAGAGCUCGGCGAAUGGCUGAGGCAGCACCCAACGUACACCAUGGAUAUGCCUGGUUUCACACCAAAGAAUGAGGACUUGCUGCUGUCUCAGUUCUCUAAGCCUAAGCAGAAGCGCCAUCGUUGUCGAAACCCCAACAAGAUAGACAUCAACACACUGACGGGGGAGGAGAGAGUGCCUGUGGUCAACAGAAGGAAUGGACGCAAGAUGGGCGGAGCCAUGGCUCCUCCAAUGAAAGAGCUUCCCAGGUGGUUGCUGGAGAACCCAGAGUUUUCGAUUGCUCCUGAUUGGACAGAUAUUGUCAAACAGUCUGGUUUCCUCCCUGAAGCGAUGUUUGACCGCCUUCUGACCGGCCCUGUAGUCAGAGAGGAGGGCGUCCGCCGUCGGGGGCGUCGCCCCAAAUCUGAGAUCGCCAAGGCAGCCGCUGCUGCGCAGGCAGCUGCUGCAGCUCAGGCUGCACAGGCUUCACUGGCCACGGCUGCUUCAUCAGCAGGAGGCAUCAACCCUUUGCUGUUGAACAGCCUGUUUGGAGGGAUGGACCUGUCUUCUCUCCAGAGCCUUCAGUCUCUCCAGUUGGCUGCAGGUCUGAUGGCCUUCCCUCCCACAGACCCCAAACAGGCCGCUGCCAAUGCCGCCGCCGCCUCCAUGCUGCCUCUCAUGCUGCCCGGCAUGGGAGGCCUUCCCAACAUGGCCACCGCCCUACCCAACAUGUUCAGCCUCGGCGGGCUCUUUGGAGGUAACCUGGCAACAGCCACAGCCGCUGCCCCAGCUGCACCCAACUCCACAGCCACCACCACAGCAGGCAAAACGAACGGAACAGCCGAAGGAGAGGGAGGAGACUGUGGCGAAACGGCAACAACAAAGAGGAAGAGGGAGGGAGAGGAGAGAGACGAAGCAGGAAACCGCAAUGAGGCGGGAGAGGACGAGGAGGCAGCUGAGGGAAACGAGGAAGGAGUGAAGAAGGCAAAGAGGAAGAAGAUGGAGAAAGAGGAUGGGGCAGAGAAAACUGAGGCAUCCCUCAGCGAAGACGCCGUGGCGCCUCAGAUCCCAGCUGCCGAUUCGUCAGCAGAGGCAACCAUCAACGGUGACGCCGCCACCCUGCUAGCUGCGGCGGGCAUGUCUGCUAACACCCUGGCAUUCAACCCCUUUCUUCUCUCCACCAUGGCCCCUGGUCUCCUCUACCCGUCUAUGUUCCUACCUCCAGGCCUUGGAGGGCUCAGCCUACCGGGCUUCCCCACCGCCUCCAACCUUGCUGAACUACAGAGUGCAAUGGCUGGAGCGCUGGGGGGCAGUGCUGGGACUCCAAAUGCCCUAAGAGACCAAGAGAAGGAGGACAAGAAGGCAGAUCUGAAAGCAGCAGCAGAAGAGGAGGAAGAAGAGGAAGAGGAUGAAGAGGGAGGAGGAGAGAGUGACUUAGCUGAGGAGAAGGAGGGGGAGAUGAGAAGUGAGGCUGAUUAUUCAGCUUUAGAGGAUGGAGGGAUGGGCGAGGAGGAGGAAGAGGCGGCGGCAGAGGAAGCAGCAGCAUCUUCACAGAAGGACAAGAGUGACUGAACUAAAACACAAAACUGACUGGCCUUGGACAUUUCUUCACCUCCUCCACCCACCACGUUUACACGCCUCCACCAGAAAUAUCCAAACUAUUAUAAAUCCUUUUUUUUUCCUUUGCAUUGUUGUUGAUGAUUUACUUUCACUUUGUUGUUUUUUUGGCCAGUUAUAUUUCCUAUGCGUCAGAGAGAACGAGGUUUGUGCGUGUUAAGUUAAAUCUUUCUGAUCGAUAGUGUAGUCAGGGAAAAUCCUCACAGCCGCUCGCCGAGUGCUCGGCUGCUCUUCAAAGACUGUUUCUUUUUGUCUGGUUGGCCUGUGUGCGCACACUGUGAACGGUGCACCCACGCUUCCCUCCCACAAUCCCUCAAACAAGACUUCACAAGGGUUCCAGUAGUACUACUAUUAUUAUUAUUAUUAUUGUUAUUAUUAUUAUUAUUAUUGCUGCUUUCAGCUCUCAAAUGUUUUUUUUCUUCGCCUCCUCCUUUUUUCCUUUGUUUUUUCGUCUGGACUGUUUUGUUGUUGUCGGCAGCAUCUCAUCAAAACGAGAAGCAUCCGCUGCCAACACUUUUUCCAGCGUUUAAGGGGUGUACUGCAAAGUUGGAGGAGCCUAAAGCCAGAAACUACACUGUUUUAGGAAGUCGGACACAGAAUAUUCACUCAGUGAGAUUCUUUUAAUUAUUUUGCAUUGGUGUCAAAACCUUAAUGCAGACUUUAUCAUCAUGUUUAAAUUGAUUGGUUUGAGGUUUAUCAUCUCUAAUGUGUAGCCAUCACCUGAGUGGUAGAAUAACUACUUAACUGACUGUACAUUAAGACGGAUCACAUUUUUGAUCACUCACACAGCCUUAAGCAGAAAGGGUCACGGAAGAGUUGAACCGUCUAAUUCAGGGUUUGAGGUUGCUUUGCAGUGCACCCCCGUGAGCUCAAAAGAAAAGGAAAACAGCAUUUCAGCUAACCCGACUGUCUGUCUGACAAAGCUGCUGCAAAAGGAAUUGUGGGUAAUGGAGUUGAGCUGUUCUUACUCAGAGCAGAUUUUAAGUUCUCACAUAUCAGACCAGGUAGAUGUGGAGGAGGAAACAAAACCAGACUGGCCUAAAGGAAGAAGAAGGAAAAAAGAAAAAACUCAGUCUCACACACUGACGUCCACAACACACACACCCAACACAUACUUGAUCAUUAGCUGCACACGCUCUUUCAGGUGUCCACCACUACACGCUCACACACACACACACACACUAACCCCUUUCUCUGUCAUGUGACUGUUUCUGGGAGGACUGUUUCUCUUUGAGUGUACGUGUGUGUGCUUGUGUGCACGCUGAACCAAUACUGUUAAACCCAGUCCCACACUGAAUACCAGUCUCCGGUCUUUCCAUUGCCACAUCUCAAAACCUUCCUCCCGCUUCAAGGCGCCUGGUUUUGGCUCAGGGGGUGACAAGCGGGCUGGGUCUGACACCAAUCAGGUUUUCUGAUUGGUCCACUUCGAGCUGCUUAAUCCAGGCGUCCUCAUUUGGGAGGCUUCUGUAAAUGGAUUUUGGAGAAGUGGUCUACAACGGGAUGCGAUGCUUCAGGUUUAUUCUUUAAAGGGGGGGCAGCAUGUUAUAAAUGCUUUGUUUUUGUUCUCUUCACCUCCUCCCAGUAGUUCCAGACCGAGUGCUGCUCCCUGGCGACCUUCACUUUAAAGACUGUUGCUUUAGUCACACACUGACACCAGGCCUGGCCAACGCAGGACUGAGACACAUUUUUCAGCAGAGUUGGAAAAUUGCAUUUUCUAUAUGAAGUUCAACUCUUCUCACUGAGUAUGUUUGAAAUACUUGAAAAAGCGCGAGCGGUGCUUGAUUUUCCGUUUCCCCCCCUGAGGCCAGUUCAAGUGUCUGAUAUGAAUCAAGUGCUGCGAGUGGUUCAAAUAUUUGAGAGUACAUUCAAAGACACACACACUGUGGCCAGGUCUUGUUUUUUUUGUUUUUGUUUUUAACAUUUGCUCUCACAGCCAGCCCAGCAGAUGCAGAGAGAGGGAAGUGGGUUAGAGGUGAGGGGAACACCUUCCCCAUCAAAGAUCCCCGUUCUCCUCUCUAACGCUGAGACAGCAAUAACCAAGGCAGCUUUUGAAUGUUCCAGCAUCACUCUCCCAACACACACACACACACACACUAUAAAUAACCACAAGUGUCGUAUGAAUAGAAAAACAAAACUAAAACUGUAAAUGAUGACAAAUAAGUACUGCAAUCAAUUUUGUCUCACGCUGUUCCUGUUGAUGCACUGGUGUUAAAGAGUUAAAAUAAUCAGGUACCUUUAUUACUUAGCUACUUUUCUUGAAAAAAAGGACUUUUUGUUACUUUUAGCCAGCAAGCUGAAGAGCAUUACCUCAAUUCUUAUCUAGCCUUGAAGUUUACAGACAUACCAUGUAAAUGUUUUUUCCUCUUUUUUUUGGUGUGUGUCUUUUUUGUUUUUUUUGUUUUUUUUCUUUUGUUUUUUGAGACAUCAUGUAUGAUGAAUUGUAGCUAUGAUGCUUUUAAUAAAAGUGAAUCAUGAUAUUCGCCUAGGA
Molecule: messenger RNA, 12765 nt
Organism: Neolamprologus brichardi
Lineage: Eukaryota; Metazoa; Chordata; Actinopteri; Cichliformes; Cichlidae
Source: RefSeq, a predicted model, not a curated record